AUGGCCUUCACCGUCACAGUUCUAUUUCCCAAUGAGCCUGAUGCCAAGUACGACUUUGGCUAUUACGUAACCAAGCACAUGCCUCUUAUCCAAGAGCGUUGGAGCAAAUACGGUCUCAAAAGCUGGUCGGCUACACAAUUCUCCAAUGGACUCGACGGUUCACCCAGUCCCUACGCAUUUGGAUCUGUUGUCGAAUGGGAGGAUGCAAAUCAGGUAAAAACUGCUUUUGCAGGACCUGAGGUCGCCGAGAUUAUGGGAGACGUGGCCAAUUUCAGCAACAAGGAGGGUGUUUUUCUUCUGGGCAAAGUCGCGGUCUGAUUUGCUAUGCGAGUGUUGCUAAGUGCUUAUGAGUGAUAGAAUCCACUAACUGGAUCGGAG
Messenger RNA from Fusarium redolens, 378 nucleotides. RefSeq lists its product as uncharacterized. The transcript has a single exon. The coding region runs from base 1 to 318 and encodes 105 amino acids. Lineage: Eukaryota; Fungi; Ascomycota; Sordariomycetes; Hypocreales; Nectriaceae. The record is from RefSeq and is a predicted model, not a curated record. Gene Ontology annotation, molecular function: oxidoreductase activity.